AUGGAACAAAAUGUGGUUGAUGAUCCAAACUAUAACUCUGAUGCCCUUGAGAGUGUACACUCUUCAGAUGAUGAAAGAGGCAAAAAACAUGAGCAAUUUCCAGAGUUCAAUGAGAAAACAGACAUGAAAAAUCCCACUCUUACACUCGGGCUUGUUUUCAGGGAUCAUGUGCAAUUCAAACGAGCUCUCAUCAUGUACUCCUUAGUGAAUAGAUAUGGGGAAAUCCAUUUUCCUAGGAAUGAGAAAUUGAAAGUCACAGCAAAAUGUGCAAAAAGGUGCCCUUGGAAGUGUUGUGUUGGAAAAAUGUAUGGUUCAAAAACCAUACAGAUCAAGACCAUACUUGAUGAACACACAUGUGGGAGAACUUGGGCAAACAAGAACAUGAAGUCCCAUUUGCUGACCGAUUUGUACAUGGACAAGAUAAAACUGAACCCCACAUGGCUUAUGGAUUCUUUUUUAGCAACUGUCAAAUCAGAGUGGAAUCACGGUUGUGGAAAAAAUGAAGGCUAUAAGGCUUUAGAUAGGGCUUUGAAGAUCAUUGAGGGAAAACAUGCAGAGCAAUACACUAAGUUGUGGGACUAUGCUGAGAAAGUGAGGAAUACUAACCCUGGAAGCAUAAUGAAGGUGAAGUUGGAUAGGGGGAGGUUCCAAAGGAUAUAUGUGUGCUUGGGGGCUUGCAAAGAGGGGUUUAAGUCAGGAUGCAGACCAUUGAUAGGAUUAGAUGGAUGUUAUUUAAAGAGUGUACAUGAAGGUCAGCUACUUUGUGCUGUUGGUAUUUACCCAAAUGAUGAAACAUGGGAUAUAGCGUAUGCAGUUGUAGAAAUGGAGAAUAAGUCUAGUUGGAUUUGGUUCUUAGAGUUAUUGGUCGAUGAUGUUGGGGUUGUCAAUCAAGAGGGAUGGACAUUUAUUAGUGAUCAGCAAAAUGGGUUAAUUCCGGCCUUUCAAAAAGUCCUUCCUAAUUCCCAUCACAGAUUUUGUGUGAGACAUUUGUAUACCAACUUCAGAAAUCUGUUCAAAUGGAAAACAUUGAAGGAUGCUUUGUGGUCAGUAGUCAAAACAACAGCAGUUCCCCACUUCAAAAAAGUAAUGGAGGAUAUGAAGAAGCUCGAUGAAAAGGCCUACAAUUGGUUGAUGAAGAAGCUUGCACAUCAUUGGAGCAAGUCCCAUUUUGAAACAUAUCCCAAGUGUGACAUGUUGCUGAACAAUCUCUGUGAAAGUUUCAAUGAUGUCAUACUUGUGCCAAGACAAAAACUUAUUGUCAUUAUGCUACUCCUUAUUCACACACUUUUGAUGAAGAGAAUUCAGAUGAGAAGGAUACAAUGGUGA
Molecule: messenger RNA, 1326 nt
Organism: Malus domestica (apple)
Lineage: Eukaryota; Viridiplantae; Streptophyta; Magnoliopsida; Rosales; Rosaceae
Source: RefSeq, a predicted model, not a curated record